Pogonomyrmex barbatus (red harvester ant) is the source of this 1099-nucleotide messenger RNA. RefSeq lists its product as uncharacterized. Lineage: Eukaryota; Metazoa; Arthropoda; Insecta; Hymenoptera; Formicidae. Gene Ontology annotation, molecular function: RNA polymerase II transcription regulatory region sequence-specific DNA binding; DNA-binding transcription factor activity, RNA polymerase II-specific. Gene Ontology annotation, biological process: regulation of transcription by RNA polymerase II. The record is from RefSeq and is a predicted model, not a curated record.
CCCCCUCGUUACGCUCUCACCCUCCCGGAACGGAGUGACGACUCACCUCGCAGUGCUCUCGCCAUGUUCGCGUCGAGCGAGCAGUCCGUUCCGCUACGACAGUGAGGUUCUCCGCUGGAAUCGGCCGGUGGAGUCGCCGAGAAGAGUCGUCCUCUUCAUCCCCGUGAGCGAUCAACCCCGCGCGGGACCGAGCGCGCGCCGGCCGCUCGCCAUGGCGGGCCCGUAUCUGUCGCCCCUCGGGCCCCAGGCUGAUCUGCUCACCGAGUAUAUGUUCGGGCGUCGUCGUCAGAGACGCAAUCGGACCACGUUCACGCCGCAACAGCUUCAGGAAUUGGAAUCUCUUUUCCAGAAAACGCAUUAUCCUGACGUUUUCCUCAGAGAGGAAGUAGCACUUCGGAUAUCACUAUCGGAAGCACGUGUUCAGGUGAAUUUUUCUUGCGAUUAUUUAUCAUUAUAUUCGGUAUCUUGCGACAAAUCGCCCGACAGGGUCAAGUGCCGAUGCGGAACACCGCCCAGAAACUGCGCGAGUCCCGCGGACCAUCCUGGCGACGUCCUGGCGACGAGAGAGCGGCCGCAGGAGGCCGAGAUGGAUCUCACCCUGAAGGGCCACCACCCCGCGUCCAGGCACUCGUUGUUCCAUCAUUUGCCGAACAAUCAUCAGCAGGAUAUCGCGCAGAGCAUGGACGAGCCUUUGGACGUCACUCUGAACAGCGGCAAGAAUAACUGAGGGCCGGACGAGCGAAGAGUCGGCCGUUUUCACUCACGAGGAUUUUUGACCCUUCGAAACCUUUUUGGCUCUUAUAGUGUAUAGUGUAAUCGCAUUUCACAUCGAGGACAAGGUAAUGUGUAUGUUGUCGAAAUCCGCAUCGAUUUCAGAAGAUAAUAAGCGGGAAAAAGUGAAGACGGGUGAGGGAGAGAGAGGGGGGGAGAGACGGGGGGGGGAGGAGGAGGAGCGUACGCAUGCAAAUACACAUGCGAUCAUCAUCUUUUUCAAUUUUUAUAUGUCGGACGGAUACAUGGAAAUAAUUUUUUUCUUUACUUUUGCCUCUUUUCUAAGUUCCUCAGAAUUUGAAGUAAUUUAAUUUAUUUAAUUAUCAAA